UCCUACACAACACCAACACCACUAACACGCACACAUACAUACACACGCACACACAUACACAUCCUCUCGCUGCUCGCUGCCCUGCCCCGUCAGCCAGCCAGCCAGCGCCCAAGACCCCCCCCCCUUCCACACGCCCGCCCAGCAGGUUGAAUGAGCUCAUCGCCCGAAGCCGCCGUCGACCAGAGCGCGCCUGUUUCAAAUCUCACGUACCUGCACAAGCACCAGCCAAAGAACUCCAGGCACCACGACGCCUCCCUCCCCCGCGGCCGCAACUCGACGAGACAUGAGCUGGGAAGAAGAAAUAGACCGGGCGAGCGCGUUACCCGUAUCUACCCCAGACAGGUGACAACCUCGCCUGCCUCUGCAAAGCGCCUCUCCUCAACGUCGCCCCCCACAAACUACAAUGCCACGACGUCCCCCUUGCUCUCGGCCAUUGGUGCCACGCGCAACACCGCCGCCCAGUACACCACCGAGUGGGCCAAGUCAGUGCCCUUCUUUCCCCACCAGGGCUCUCCAGGUAACGGCGCCAUAGCCAUCGCUGGCUCGCCGCCCACCUUUCACAACUCGCCCGGCGCGCGUGACGGUCUAUACGCCCACCAGGCCAUGUCCAAUUCACCGCCUGCCCCACGGCCCCUCAGCCAUCCUAAUCAGUACACAAACUUUGGCGGUAGGAUGCAGAACUCGCCGGGGACAGACCGCAGGGCGUCCGUCUACUCCCAAGGGGGCCGACCGCCCUCGCAGCAGUUUGUCCCCAACCCGCCCCUGCCACACCAGCCACAGGCACACUACUAUGGCCUGCCCAACCUGGACUUUCUCAAUAACCCCCCGGCCACCGGCCUCGUCCCUGGCCAGGACGGCUGCUUUUGUGGCUUCGACACGCUGUCCAUGGCCGGCGACGAAGCCGCUCGCUCCGCCGAGAAUGUGCUACUCAUCGGAUCCCAGGGUGGCCUCGAUGUCUUUCGUGUCGAGAAGAGCAAGAUGGACAUUGUCGGCCGCCUCGAAGGUCUGCGUGGUGCUGUGAUAGGCGCCAAAAUCUUGCCCUGGACCUCGCGGAGAGAUCCGCUGGCGGCAUCCAGGCCUCUUGUUGCUCUCAUUUUGCACGGCCCAGUGAUCAAGGAGAGCAGGAGCAGUAGUGCAAGCGGCUCUUCGUCUGUGGCAGACGACUCGGCUUCGGAUUCACCGAGCAGGCCGUCGUCGCGGCUGGGAAGCCAUGAAAACGGCCAGAUCAGCGGCUACCAAACCACGGUCGAGGUGUAUUCGCUCAAAGAGAGACGAAGGCUGGCCGUUUUGUACAAGACACCCCUGGUCGCCCUCACCAGCCCAAUCGACAGUCCCAUGUUUCAGCCACCACCCCCAGUAGGCGACUUUGUGGUGGAUGCCAAGGGAAAGUUUGUCGUGGUGGCUUCUGGCGCAAGUGGUGAAGUCUUUGUAUUUGCCCCGUACACACAGGGCCACUUUGAGUAUGCCGAGCGCUUCCGCUGCAUCGGCAAAAUGUGGACUUCUGUCCAGAAUCGCGAGCGUGCCAUCCAUUCAACUGGUUCCAGUGCGGCCGACGGAAGCCACGAUGAGACUCCGCCGGAAAAGUAUGGCCUGCCCGUCUUCUCGCUCUCUGACCGCUGGCUUGCCCUCUCUCCACCGGCUUCGAGUUCGCUCUAUCCUGUCAACGGCAUGGCGCUGACGUCACCCUACUACGAGCGUGCCCCGGGCCUGGCACAUCACAGUGUACCGCCCCAGCCAUUGCCAAACUGUGCCGUUGAUGCUCCCAACGAGGCAGGCUUGAUUGACAGACUGACGCGAGAGGGAACUCAGGUCGCCAUCAAGAGCGCGCGCUGGGCCACGGAAAAGGGAAUGCAGGCUUUCAAGAGCUACAUGAACAAGGGUCAGCAAGCUAACAAUGCUUCGUACAACCACGAUCCGAUGCAGCAUUACUUUCCCCCGACGCAUGGCUACAACCAGGCGGCACCGCGACAAGAAGCAGCUGUUAUAUCCAUCUUCGAUCUGCAGAAACUGCUAGAUGCAGAGGAGACCAGAAGCAAGAGUGCUCUACAGCCCGUUGCAACCAUACCGGCGGCCCUCGGAUGCAGCUUUCUGUCGUUUGCCCCCAGCGGCCUGAUGCUCAUGUCAGUGAGCAAGAAGGGUGACUAUCAAGAUGUCUGGGAUCUGAAGCGUAUGCACUUGCGUCGGGCGCGCAGGACCGCAAGGGAACAGCCUAUCGGGCCACAUGUCCGACAGGUUGCGCGCUUCACCCGCAUGACGGUUGCAAAUGUCAUCGAUGUCGUGUGGUCCGCCCCCAGAGUCGACAAGCUGGCGGUGAUUACGGACAAAGGAACCGUACACAUGUUUCCGAUGCCUGCAUCUGCAUUCCAAUGGCCGCCAGCUAGACGACUUCGCCCAGCUGCACAACCGGCCCAGUCUCAAGAAUCUACCACUCCUGCUGGACCCACGGGCGCCGUCGGCUCAGCCAUGCAAGCCAUCAACAGUGCAAAGCCCUGGUUCAGUGCUGUUCGGACGAGGACCAAUAGUGGCGGCUCUCGUUUUAGUCUCAGCGGUCUGGGUGUGACACCUGCUGUAGGCGCAAAGUCUGGCAAAGCCGUGGCUGCUGGUGUCGGCAAAUCGAUUAAUAACAUCCGCCAUGCCGGCGACAACAAACUGACGCUCCCUUCAACGUCCAGCGGUGUCAAACCCUAUAGUGUUCGUUGGCUGUCUGGACGGGGUCGCGGCUCAGUUGCACUAGUAUCCGGCGGCGUACUCCAAAUCUGGCGAGUCCAGAUGCGACCUGCUGGCGGCAAGGGGAAAUCGGCCAACACUGCGACCAUUACCAAGCGAAAAGCUGUCGAGUUUGGCCUUGCUCCUAUUCCAGACAUAGCGCUUCCACCGUCGAUCACGGAGCAGCUGUUCCCCCAGCCUGGUGACCCGGAACCUAUGCAAGAGUGCUACGGAGACUGGUUACCACGAAGCUUGCCUUGCCGCAAACCUGCAGGACCUACUCUUGCGCCCCUCAGUUUCUCAGAGAUUGAGACGAACCCGCCGUACCAGCCCUUUUACACGGAUAAGCGUGUCACGCGAUUUGUGUAUGCAAGACAGGCAUUAGAGGUUCAGGGCAGCACCAGCGAAGAUCAGCCAGUACUUCCUGGACUGGUCUCGGACCUCCAUUACGACGAUCCAUCACCGUGGCUAUUUGGCGAGAGCGUCGAGGCGACCAAACUCUCCUCGCCCAUGACGCAGGCCUAUGACUCGGGCGAUGAUGAUAUUACGGGUGUGGCUGCCCGAAUCGAGAAUAAGCUCGUGCUGCGUGAUGGUGAGGAAGAGGUGGAGCAAGUCGUCGUCACGACGAGACGCCGACGUAUUAAGAAGGAUGGCCUCAACGGCGAUGAAGAAGGCUUCUUCGAAGAUGACUGCGAGGUCCUCGACUUUGCAGAGGAUCGCGUGUGAGCGACCAGCCCCCUGUGACUCCCUGUCCACCCAAUGCUCACAUCAGCAUCCCACAAUCGCUUACAUCCCCCUCCUCUUCAACACAUUGUAUGUACAUGGGACUAAAGGCGUACGCUUGGAAUCGGCGCUGACGGCUUUGCUGUUGUUAUUGCUGCGUUACUUUUGUCCUUUUUCCUUGAUCGCCUCUCGUCCCCCCAUAUUACCUUUUGAUAUAGAAACCUUUUUAAAUCAAGAUACCACGCAGCAAAGGGUUAGCAGCAGCGCCUCUCAUCUUCCUCUUCCUCCUCUUCCUC
This is a messenger RNA of Exserohilum turcica Et28A, 3725 nucleotides long. RefSeq lists its product as uncharacterized. NCBI's taxonomy places the organism in Eukaryota, Fungi, Ascomycota, Dothideomycetes, Pleosporales, Pleosporaceae. Bases 151 to 3432 code for a protein of 1093 amino acids. Gene Ontology annotation, biological process: autophagy; response to starvation. Gene Ontology annotation, cellular component: cytoplasm. The transcript is spliced from 2 exons. The record is from RefSeq and is a predicted model, not a curated record.